AUGCUACCAACCAACAGCAUCUGCAUGUUUGGCCCGUUGAACACGCACCAGGAAUAUGAGCCAGCCCCUGGGAGAUUCGAAGAUUAUAUCAUCUCCCAGGGGCUGGCAACAUGGCAGAGAAGCUACCACCUGCGUGUUCAGCGGGCUAACUAUGCAAUUCCGUCGACAACACGCCAGCUCCUAGGAGGGUGGACAAUAUAUGACCUCCUAGGAGCUGGCAACGAUGGUACAACGAAUACCAUCUGUAUGGUUGGCCCGCUGAACACGCAGGAACAUGAUCCAGCCCCUGGGAGAUCCGAAGACUACAUCUUCUCCUAG
Messenger RNA from Penicillium verrucosum, 318 nucleotides. RefSeq lists its product as uncharacterized. The transcript has a single exon. NCBI's taxonomy places the organism in Eukaryota, Fungi, Ascomycota, Eurotiomycetes, Eurotiales, Aspergillaceae. The coding region runs from base 1 to 318 and encodes 105 amino acids. The record is from RefSeq and is a predicted model, not a curated record.